Closterium sp. Naga37s-1 is the source of this 1656-nucleotide messenger RNA. The record is from the annotation of a GenBank genome assembly. NCBI's taxonomy places the organism in Eukaryota, Viridiplantae, Streptophyta, Zygnematophyceae, Desmidiales, Closteriaceae.
AUGAAGUUACCAUAUCGGCCGUCCAAUCCGGAAUGGGGUCGAUUCACCCCCCACGGAGUCAACACGUUUGUCUUCAUCUCAGCCCACCGCGUCAGCCCUCUCGACUUCGCCGUCAUCGGCCUUUCACCCCGCGGGAUGCGCUCCCAGUGGCGCGCACCCCAAUCCAACGGUCCACAAUCGUCCUCGGAGCAGGGAGGAGGGGAGGAGGAAGUGAGCGGGGGGUGCGUGUGGGUGUCGUAUGAGGGGCCGCACACCAUCAAGGGCAGCUUGGAGUAUCUGUUUCCGGGCGACCAUGGGGGCAUGCCCUAUGAGACCAUUGUCAUCCGCUGCAACCUCGAUAAACGCACCCCAGCUGACCCUGGUGAGUACCUCUUCAUGCCCUAUGAGACCAUUGUCAUCCGCUGCAACCUCGACAAGCCCACCCCAGCCGACCCUGGCGGUGCUCUCUUCUACCACAUCUCAGGAAGAGAUAUGCUGGUAUACCGAGAAGACGACCUCAGAACCCCUUCCUCUCUUGCUGCUGCUGCUGCCGUGGGGGAAGGGAAUUUGGAGGCGGAGGGGGCUGCUGCUGCCAAGCGGAUUCUCAACCCGCCGCGGCCGUUGCCACACCACAUCUCCUUCUGCUCGCUGCUCAUUGACCGCGAGCACACCCCAGCGCGAGUGCUAGAGCACAUGCAGUAUCUGCUGUUCUUCGGAGCAGAUGAUUUCAUCUUCUAUGAUGGAGGGGGGUUCUCGAAUCGCCUGCGGGAUGCCGUGGCGAGGUUCACAGACGCGGACAUGCUGCAGGUCGUGGACCUGCGGGGGCUAGCAGAUUUGCCAGCACGACACAAUGUCAUCACAAUGAACGACUGUCUGUACCGCACGCGAUUCACCUCCGAGUGGGUCAUCUCGCUCGCCUUUGACGAGCUGCCUCACGUCGUCGGCCCCUUCCGCCUCUCCACCCUCCUCGCCUACCAUGCCGGCCGCCCCUGGCUGUCCAUGGGAUCCUACUCCUGGCACAUCGAGCUCUGCCUGCCCAUCACAGCGCCCGACCACUGGCUACAGCAGCGCAUGGUGUUCCGAUCAGUGCACCCCACAUGCCAUCCCAACGGCGCCGCCAUCACCCCCACCAUCACCCCCACAAUCAUCACCACACCUCCUCCUCCCCCUCCUCCUCCUCUUGAUUUAAAUGCAACCUCUGCCAACACCACUGGCAACGCCACAACCAGCCAGCUAUCUGACCCAGCAGCAGCAGCAGCAGGUGGUGCAAACGCGAGUGUGACUGUAACGGAGGGGCCAUCAGAGCCGUUGUUCUCAGGAGAUCCCAACAUGUGCCUUGGUGAAGCAGGCAUGCGGCGUGUGAUGUUUGACCCUCGCCAGGUCCGUGACGGAGGGGCCAUCGGAGCCGUUGUUUUCAGGAUAUCCCAACAUGUGCCUCGGGGAAGCAGGGAUGCGGCAAGCGAUGUUCGAUCCUCGACAGGUGCAAGCCAUGGCAGAGCAUUACUCUGCCAUUCCCUUUCCUCUAAUUCUCCUCCAAUCCUCUUCUUCCUCGCAUCCCCUCCUUGCUCUCCCUCUCAUUCCCCCACCCCACCAGGUGCAAGCCAUGGCAGAGCAUUACUCUGCCAUUCCCUUCCGGGGGGGAGUGGAUUUAAACGCUUCUGUUAUGCACACAAAUAA